UUAUACUUAGAUGUUUUAAAUUCGGUGCCGUGACGGAUGCAUGCACAAAGUUGGGAUGUCUUCCGAGCGUACUUCCCUCGCACGGUAUCGUUUCGUUCUUACUCUCAACUAUGUCGUCUGGUACUGUCACUCUCAACGAUGGAAAUGAGGUAUCGUAUUGAUUAUGAAAGUUUGCAUUACCACGUCAUGACCUGAUCAUAUGCGCUGUGGUGCGUCCCAGUUCCCCACAAUAGCCUUUGGCACGGGAUCCACCAUGAAAUUCAAGGAUGUCACAGACUACGUGAACCAGGCCAUCGAGAAUGGAUUUUCCCAUAUCGAUACCGCACAGCAUUAUCAGACAGAAACCUACGUGGGCCUAGCCAUCAAGGAGAGCGGUCUUCCUCGCUCGAGUCUGUAUAUCACUACUAAGUACAGCUUUGGUGCAUCACCGCGGGAGGCUAUUCAACAAAGUCUGAACAAAAUUGGCCUUUCUUAUGUUGAUUUGUAUCUGGUGCACUUUCCGGCAGUCCUUUCUGACUUUGAAUCUGGGUGGCGAGAAUUUGAGAAAAUGAAGAAAGAUGGAUUGACAAGGAGUAUUGGCGUCAGCAACUUUACUGUAGAGGACCUUCAGAAACUUCUGAAGACUGCGGUUACGAAACCCGCCGUCAACCAAAUUUCAUUCCACCCGUAUAAUUAUGCUUCACACAAAGCUUUGCUUGAGUACUGCACAAAGCAGAGUAUCACGGUCGAAGCAUAUGGAAGUUUGAACUCUAUUACGCAGAAUCCUGGAGGACCGGUCGAUGCGGCAGUUAACGCCGCUGCUAAGCGUAUAGGAGCAACUCCGAAUCAGGUGAUUUUCUCUUGGGUCAGAAGUAAAGGUGUAGCAAUCGUCACGACGAGCCGGAGCAAGGAACGCCUUCAAGAGUACCUUGCCGUCGAAGAUCUUCCCCCACUCACCGCUGAAGAAAUCGCUGCCAUCGAUGACGCUGGUGCUAAAGGCCCUCCCUCCAGGUUGGUUGUUGCGGGAAUUGCAAUGCAACACAAAUUCGAAAGGUCUCCAUCGUUGGUCAUGUGGCUGGCUAUUGCAAUUAUAUUUGGCUUUGCAACGUUCUUCAUGUUCUGA
Messenger RNA from Suillus subaureus, 1102 nucleotides. Its product is annotated as NADP-dependent oxidoreductase domain-containing protein. Lineage: Eukaryota; Fungi; Basidiomycota; Agaricomycetes; Boletales; Suillaceae. The record is from RefSeq and is a predicted model, not a curated record. The transcript is spliced from 8 exons. The coding region runs from base 200 to 1102 and encodes 300 amino acids. Gene Ontology annotation, molecular function: oxidoreductase activity, acting on NAD(P)H as acceptor.